Messenger RNA from Carya illinoinensis, 1600 nucleotides. RefSeq lists its product as uncharacterized. The record is from RefSeq and is a predicted model, not a curated record. The transcript is spliced from 2 exons. The coding region runs from base 161 to 1405 and encodes 414 amino acids. Lineage: Eukaryota; Viridiplantae; Streptophyta; Magnoliopsida; Fagales; Juglandaceae.
AUAAAACGCAGGACGGACACAACAAAAAGGUGUACAAGAGACUAGGCCCACGAGCCCAACUACCCUCUCAGUAAUUCCCGUUGCGCCGACAUUGCAUAGUGGGUUGUUCCCAAUUGAAAUCAACUCCGAUUCCCUUCCUCGUUCUUCCAGGGAGGCGGCCAUGGAAGACAGUUUCAAAGUCCGCGUAGACAAGAUCUUCGGCUCCUUAGCUUCUUCAACACCACCCGCAACAGCAACAACAAUUUCGUCCUCUUCUCUCUGGUCUCUCACGGACGACGAAAUCCAGAAGAGAGAAUGGAUCCGUGACAAGACCAUCCCCGAACCCGAGUUCGAAUCUUUCUUCUGCAACUCCCAUGGUAAAGGGUUGCAAAAAUUCAAUAGUCCUAUGGAACUGAGGGACGAGCUGGAGAGGGACCUCGAAGACCUUGACGAUGAUGACGCUGGUGAUGAACCCCAGCGGCGACCGUCGAAUAAACCGGAAGACAACGACGAUGAAGAGUGGAACAUUAAGUCUAGUAUUGGCCAAGACUGUACUUUGGAUUACGAGGAAGACAGAGAUGAAUACGACAAACUGGCUAUUGGCGGGGAAAAGGCUGAGCAUCGGUUGUACAUGAGGGAUGUAACGGAUUAUGCUAUAGACGUAGAUUCUUGCAAUGAGCUUCCCGAUUCUUUUGAGGAAGUUGCUAGGGACCCGCGGGCGAAUCACUUGGCUGCAAAACUUAGGCUGAGAGAGGAUGCAGAAGCCGCUCAGAAAAUCGAUUCUUUGCGGGUCUCCGAGAAAGAUAUAACGGGAGGGGAACAUCUUCAAAUCAACACAUCUGAGGGCGGUGUUAACCUGAAAUCUAUUCUCAAGAGAAAGGAGGCUCAAUUGGAUUCGAAGUCAGAAAAACGUGUCCGGUUUGAACUCGAGUAUGAAGAUGAUUGUAAUGGAGGUGUUUGCAAUGAGGCUAACUUUUCCACUCAAUGCUAUUCUUCUGCAGUUCCGGAUUAUGUACGAAAUCCUUCGAAAUAUACACAUUACACUUUUGACUCAUCAGCCGACAUGGAUGAAGCAUCUAACAAGCAAGCCUAUAUGGACUUUCUCAAGCUGAUAAAGAGGUCAAAUAAUUUCCAAUCACAGCCAGAUGCUUUCAUUGAUCUACCCGCUGUCACGUUUAUACCAAAAAGAAAAACGGAUGAUACUAUAAUGGCCAAGAAACCCGCUGCUGCUUUGAGGCAGAACGAGAAGGAUGCUGUUGGAAGUAAGUUUCUGCAUAGGAGAGAGUUGCCUACUGGAAUUGCAGCUGGGGACGUGGAAGCCGGUGAAGUUUGUGCAAUGGAGGAAGAUGAAACGGAGCCGGUAGCUGAUGGAAGAAACAGUUCGCAGAGACUGGGCCGAAACUAUAGGACCAAAUCUGUUGUUUGACUUUGAUCACCUUAUGAGCUCAAGCAUUGAGCAUGGCCUUGAAAACCUCUUUUUACCUGGUGUUUAGAUGGUAAGCUCUGUAACCUAGUUAAUAAAAAUAAUUUUUAUUCUAUUAUUAACCUUGUUUCGUGUGGCCUGACGAUGAACGUGCAUGUUGUUCUUUGAAUAUUUUGGAUCUGUCCGUCUUCAGCUAAA